This is a messenger RNA of Colletotrichum orchidophilum, 939 nucleotides long. Its product is annotated as OTU-like cysteine protease. Gene Ontology annotation, molecular function: cysteine-type deubiquitinase activity. Bases 1 to 939 code for a protein of 312 amino acids. Lineage: Eukaryota; Fungi; Ascomycota; Sordariomycetes; Glomerellales; Glomerellaceae. Gene Ontology annotation, biological process: protein deubiquitination. The transcript has a single exon. The record is from RefSeq and is a predicted model, not a curated record.
AUGGAGUCCGAGACGCUGGAGCAGAUGCAGGUGCGGCACCGCAAGGAGCAGCGCGACCUCGUCGGCCGGAUCACGAGCAAGAAGAAGAACGCGACCAAGAAGACGCGCAAGGGCGUUAACGACGAGUGCGCCGAGUUGGAGAGGCAGUUGAAGGCGAAACAUGAGGAGGAGGUGGUCGGCCUGUCUGGUGUAGUCGUCGGGGCUGAGGAGGUGGAAGACGAGGACGAAGACGAUGCCACGCGAGAUGAGACCGCUGACGUUGCGGAGAAAUUGAAAGAUACCACAAUUUCCGAACCGCCGGUGACGGAAGAGACGGAGCCGGAGCAGGCAACACAAGGCCAGGGGCAAGGCAAGAAGCGCAACAGACAAAAGGAGCGCAUGGCGCGGCGGGCGGCCGAGGUCGAGGCGGCGGCGGAGAAGGCGCAGGAGGAGGCGGAGAGCAUGAGGGACCACCGCGGCAUCGAGAAGACGUACAUGCUCAAGGAGUUCAAGGCGAACGCCCUCGAGGAGAAGGAGAUUGCGCCGGACGGACACUGCCUCUUUUCCGCUGUGGCGGAUCAGCUGCGGCAGCAGGGCAUCUCGCUGGCUGGCCCCGGCAGUGGUGAGGGGAGUGACCCACAGCAGAAGCUGCCGUACAAGGUUGUCAGGAGGGCGGCGGCGGAGUACAUGACGGCCCACCCGGAUGACUUUGCGCCGUUUCUGGAGGAGGAUUUGGAGGACUAUGUGAGCAAGAUACGGGAUACGGCGGAGUGGGGAGGACAGCUUGAGCUUGCGGCGCUGGCGAACGUGUAUGGGGUUGAUAUUCGGGUCGUGCAGGACGGGCGGACGGAGAAGAUUGGGCCGGCGAGCGGUGGGGAGGGCAAGGAGAUUUGGUUGGCGUAUUAUCGGCAUGGGUAUGGUCUUGGUGAGCAUUAUAACUCCUUGCGGAAAGCGACAUGA